UCUUCCCCAUUUUCUCAUUAAAGUUUCAAUUCUUUUUGUACCUGAGUUUGGCUUUUUGCUCUACAUUGAAAGAUGAGAAGCAAUCUGGAGAACAACAGCUCAAAUACCCACAUCCCAAUCCUCAAGUUCUUGGAUUGUUCUCUGAGGCUUUCUGUGGUUCCUCUUAGUGUUGCAACAAUAUGGAUAACUGUGACUAAUGACCAGGAAAACAGCACCUAUGGAACCAUAAAGUUCAGCAAUCUUUUGGGACUCAAGUAUAUGGUGUUAAUUUCUGCCAUAUGUGCCCGUUAUGCUUUUGUCGCAGUUGUGGCUUCAUGGUUCAAAUGCUUAGUUUCCAAAGCUUGGAUUUUCUUGGUCUCAGAUCAGGUUUUCCCUCAACAUAACUUCUGUUGGAUUUUUGAGGGUAAGAAGGGAGGGAUUGAGAGAGGACUUGGAGGAGAGGUAGAGAUAUCUGGAGUUUCCUCUUUUGGUGAGAUUGUAGCAUACUUGAUGGUAACAUCAGGGGCAGCAGUGACAAAGAUACUGUACUUGGCUUACAAUGGUGAUCAGAAAGUGACAUGGAGUGAAGCCUGCAGUUCAUAUGGGAAAUUCUGCUAUGAGAUGAAAGUGGCCUUGAUUCUCCAUGCCUUGGUCCUCUGCUGCUUCAUUUUCUUGGCUGUGAUUUCUGCUUAUAGGGUGUUUAGUAUGUUUGAGCCUCCUUCUCUUUCUUCUAAGGAAGGGGAGGAAGAAAGGACCUAGAAUUACUAUCCUAUCUUCCUCACAGGCUUUAUGCAUGCCACUGCAUCUUAUAUAUAGAGAUUGUGACGGGCUGCAAUUCACUUUUCUAAUAUAUUUAUACACUCAAA
This is a messenger RNA of Rubroshorea leprosula, 845 nucleotides long. Lineage: Eukaryota; Viridiplantae; Streptophyta; Magnoliopsida; Malvales; Dipterocarpaceae. The record is from the annotation of a GenBank genome assembly.